Strongylocentrotus purpuratus (purple sea urchin) is the source of this 655-nucleotide messenger RNA. Its product is annotated as low-density lipoprotein receptor-related protein 4-like. NCBI's taxonomy places the organism in Eukaryota, Metazoa, Echinodermata, Echinoidea, Camarodonta, Strongylocentrotidae. The coding region runs from base 58 to 579 and encodes 173 amino acids. The record is from RefSeq and is a predicted model, not a curated record. The transcript is spliced from 4 exons.
UCGUAUAAAAUCCGUGUGUUGCGUUAACUUGACCCGAUAUCAAGACAAGUUGGAGCCAUGGAAGGACUGAACAUUCUUCGUAUCUGUUGGAUGAUCUUUAUUCUGCAAGGUCUUCCGUUAAAGGUACUUUCUGCAACCUCAAUUGGAGGCCUACCUACAGAGCGAAUAGUGUUGGUAUCGACGACUACUGGAAUAUAUCUCUCCAGGGGACCCGAUUUUGACUUCAACCAAUUACCCAUCUCCGUUGGCAGCCCUGGCGGACUCGACUUCGAUGAGGAAAUCGGCAUGUUAUUCUGGACAGAUUACAGUAAUAACGCGAUAAAACGCGCAGAACUCGAUGACACUAGCUCGACCUUCGUUAUCGCUACUGGCACCAGCCCUGCAGCAAUCGCAAUUGACGGAAACGAGAACUUGAUAUUUUGGGUCGACACAAGGACAAGCAUGCGGACAAUCCAGAGGGCCACGUACGAUGGACGAGGAAGGACUCAAAUUAUAGCCACUAGGUACUCUGGUACGACUAUCAACGGAAUUACAUUAGACAGGAUUACAAGGUAUGGUCACCAGUCUUUCAUGUGUUGAAACGUUUAAAGUUUUGUUUAUAUUUCAGACGCGGUAAACUCCGAAGGAAGAGAAGAACAACAACAACAAGAAGAAG